AUGCGAUCCGAAUCGGACCUAUUCACGGAGCGCGAGAGAUCGACCGAGGAGGAGAGCCUAGCCCUGAAGAAGUUGAGAACUUCGAGGGAGACCUACUCUGUGAGCAAGGCCUGCACCAUCGCUCGUGAGCACUCCCCGCUUAGAAAGAUCCCGCCUCAGUCCGCUUGGGAUGAGGAGAAGAAGAACAUCCCCACUCCUGUCCGCCUGGACAUCAUCUCCGACUGGGUCAAGGCAUACGGAGACAGAGAGCCGUAUAACCUGAUCUAUGACGAAGCGCUCCAUGCGAACCUGUCGACUGGAGUGGACAAGGACAAGCCCGAGUUCCCCAUGGAGGGGCACAAGCCGUUCACCCCAGGGCCCUUCCCCACGUCCACAUCAGGAAACCUGGGAAUCCCUUAA
Dichomitus squalens LYAD-421 SS1 is the source of this 399-nucleotide messenger RNA. RefSeq lists its product as uncharacterized. The record is from RefSeq and is a predicted model, not a curated record. Bases 1 to 399 code for a protein of 132 amino acids. The transcript has 2 exons. Lineage: Eukaryota; Fungi; Basidiomycota; Agaricomycetes; Polyporales; Polyporaceae.